CUUAGAUUUGGAGGCCACUCUAGGCAAUGUUCAACCCUCUCAAAUGUUCAACCCUCUCAAAGUCACACGAAGAAGAAGAAGAGUCCUCAGGAGUGGAAGAAGAAGGGGGCGAAGUUGAUGAUGGUUGAGUCCGAUGGGACUCAAACGAAAAUCGAUGAGCUCACUGACCUGAUGGACUACUCAGAGUACGACGGCGAGGAGACCGCUGAAGGUAGCACCCUCGCUGCAGUUGUAAAGGCUAAGGCAGAUGGCCGAGGGAAGGGCCAUUCAAGGAGUCAAGGGAAGACCGCCUCCAAUCAGACCAGGCAGGCUGAUUGGGUGAAGGCAGGUCUUGAUCAAGACGUGUGGCGUGACCGCCGAGUGCGUGGCGCUUGUAUCAACUACGGGGAAUACGGUCACUCGCAGUACAAGUGUCAGAACGUGAAGGUUGCGCAAAAGAUGCCUCCAAAGAUGGGGGCAUCUUAUUCCCAGGCUUCUAGCUCGGGAAACGCGACCAUGGAUUUCACGGACACCCUGGUGACAAGUAAGAGUGGCAAGAGGCACAUCUUCGUCAUCAUCGAUCAAUUCACCAAGUACGCUAGACUAGUGGCUAUGCCAGAGACCGCAAGAAAUGACUAUGUCAUCAAGUUGUUCAAAGAUAACUGGGUGCGUGACUUUGGUUUAACAAAGUCAAUCGUUAGUGACCGAGAUGUCCGAUUCACAAGUGAGUUGUGGAAAAAGACUGUAGAACAGAUGGAUAGUCAACUUCAGAUGACUUCAGGGAAUCAUCCCGAAGCCAACGGACAAGCCGAGCAAAUGAACAGAGUUGUACAGCACUUGCUGAUGCAUUACAUCAAGCCCAGCCAGGAUGACUGCGAUGAGCAAUUGCCUCUCAUCGCCAACCUAUACAACAAUGUUAUCCACAGCAGUACCGACGUUAGUCCUAAUCAACUUCAUUUGGGAUGGAAGCCUAGAUCAGCAUUAGACUUCCUCCUACCUGAAAACCGACCUGCUGCAACUCCAGGAACACUUGAGUAUGGUGUGCAGUAUGAGAAGUUGCUGCAAGAAGCUGUCGAGCACAUGAAGAAAGCUCAGCAAGCAAUGAUUGCUUCUGAGAAUCAACACUGUAGACAGUCCACAUUUCAGGUAGGGGAACGUGUCUGGGUCAAGGCUAGUAAGUUAGGACAGGAAUUCGGAUUCUCUCGCAAACUAAUGGCUCAGUACUUUGGUCCCUGGGAAGUCCUGGAUAUAGUGGGAGAUGAGAUGGAUGGCCCCACAUAUAUCAUUCGUGUCCCUGGACACCUACGCACUCACCCAGUCUUUCAUGCCUCAAAGCUUGCACCUUUCGCUGAGCCAGAUCAAUUCCCUUCAAGGAGAUCGAUGCUGCCCCCAACCAUGGAUGGUCAAGUGGACAUCGACGACAUUGUGGAUUACAAGGAUAUGCCUGUUCCGAAGCCGCUGGGACGAGGAAGACCUCCUAAACCCAAGAGAGAGUAUCGUGUCAGAUUCAGGCAUCAUACGGAUCCAAAAGAAGAUCGGUGGUUUACCAAAGAGGAACUGAUUGAGACAGCUCCUCAAGUGGUGGCAGAAUAUGAGAGACUGCUGAAAGGGAAGGCACCAGUGAAUUAAGCAUCUCAGCGAACUUUCGAAGCUAAGGGGGAUGGAAUAUGAAUUCAACCGGAUCUGUGAGAAAACGGCGAAGAGGUGUCAGGAGGAUGAGAGAGCCUCCCCCCAAAAACAAAACGCAGGCUACGCUGAAAAAGGCGGAAAGGUGAACAGUUCAGCAGCAUUCGGCACGCAUGGAAACAAACAGCAGAGAGAUAAAAAGCAAAAAGCAGAAUGAAUAUAGAACAUAAUUAGGAAACAUGAGGAAGAGAGAACAACGGGAAGUUCAACGCUUUCCCGUUCAACGCUCUCCACGAUGACAGGUCAAGCACACGUGACACGCCUAAUCCGUAAAGAAUCUAGCAGCAGGACUGUCCAUUUCUCGAUUUCUGCGUGUCAUCCUUGCGCACGGGCCAUUUGCUAGUCCACCCUUCUCUGUAUCGUUCCAAUUUUAUCGGAUGUCCCGAAGGACAGCCCCGGGACUGUCGAUGUUCAACAGGCCGACGAUACGAUCCUGCAAAAGCCACUCACUGGCCCUGGCUCAACUGCCAUCCAGUGGUAUGUCCAUAUAUAGAUCUAUUGACGUCCUGCUCAUUACAAUUGACCGGGCGGCGUUGAAUUGUUGAUUGGCCUUCAGCUGGGAAAAGUGCGCGAGGUCUCCUGUUCGGGCUGGCCGACUAGGCAGCCACUCCGGGGAUUCCAUACGCGCAGGCGGACGCUCCUAGGUAGUUUAUAACCACUUUGUUGGUGGACCUAGUCUGCUGUGAACGAGUGAACCUGAACCUGGUUCAGCAAUCAUGACCUACUGUGCAGUUAGCUGGAAUGUGAUACUUAGGCCAGCAUCCCGAAAUUCCCGUGCCAUAGAGGGACAUCGUCCACAACACCGAU
Molecule: messenger RNA, 2472 nt
Organism: Chara braunii
Lineage: Eukaryota; Viridiplantae; Streptophyta; Charophyceae; Charales; Characeae
Source: the annotation of a GenBank genome assembly